AUGACGGAAGUCGCAGAGUCUGUUCCAGAAGCGCCUAGUGUGCCCGCACUACCGGUAGUGGUUCCCGAGGAGGAAGUCACGGACGUGAACACCGCACUGCGGAUCGUGCUGCGAAAAGCGCUUGCUCACGGUGGUCUGUCUCGCGGUCUGCGCGAGUCUGUGCGUGCGUUGGAUAGCCGCAAAGCACGUUUAUGUGUUUUGGCAAUGAGCUGCGACGAGCCUGCGAUGGUAAAGCUCGUGCAAGCACUCUGUGCUGAACACGGGAUCAACCUCAUCUGUGUUCCCGAUGGAAAGGAACUCGGCGAGUGGGCCGGCCUCUGCAAGCUGGACGCUGACGGAACGCCGCGGAAAGUCGUGUCGUGUUCCUGUGUCGUUGUGAAGGACUUUGGUGAGCCGAGCAAAGGACUUACCUUUUUGGAAAACUACCUGAAAGAGCAGUCAUGA
Molecule: messenger RNA, 444 nt
Organism: Cyanidioschyzon merolae strain 10D
Lineage: Eukaryota; Rhodophyta; Bangiophyceae; Cyanidiales; Cyanidiaceae
Product: 40S ribosomal protein S12
Exons: 1
Coding region: 1-444 (147 amino acids)
Biological process (GO): translation
Cellular component (GO): cytosolic small ribosomal subunit; ribosome
Molecular function (GO): structural constituent of ribosome
Source: RefSeq, a predicted model, not a curated record